Messenger RNA from Didymodactylos carnosus, 465 nucleotides. The record is from the annotation of a GenBank genome assembly. Lineage: Eukaryota; Metazoa; Rotifera; Eurotatoria; Philodinida; Philodinidae.
AUGACGAGAAUACAAGAUCUAUGUUUAGAAUAUAAAAGAGCAUUUACAGGAGAAAGUUCAAGAAACUGGAAACAUAUUUUGGGUGAGAUUUCUGAAUUAUUAAAACAUGAACAACAUCCAGAUGCAGCCAAUUUUGAAACUGUCGUUGUAAGUUUAUGCUGUCAAGAUACACCUGGCUAUUGGCCAUGGUUAGACACAGCCUUGGAAAUACUUGGGGUUGAUUCAAAACUGAAACUCGAGCCAUUACCACAGUUACCGGAUUAUCAAGACUUAAUAACAGAAGAUUUAUUGAAUUUAUGGGAUGAUAAAACACAAGGGAAUUAUACACGACAUGGUCUCUUUAAUGAAUUACAAUCGAGAUAUCCUCAUGCAAUUGAACCAGAUUUGCUCUAUAAAAAUACAGAUGAAGAAAUAACAAAAGAAUAUCUUCAACAGAAAAUUAACUAUCAAAAAAUAGACGAUUGA